CCCCCAUCAGACUCUGGUCUGGGACCUGAGACUGCUCAGACGCCCGGUUCUGAGCGUCUCCCCGCCGAGCUCCUUCUUCGACGUUCCCAGCAGGCUCCCCCGGGGCCUCUGCCCUGCAAGCUGUGGGGUCUAGAGGGCCUACCUCUUAGGGCAUCGCCUCUGUGUUCUCGAACCGCACAUCCCGGAAGUCCUCCUCUCACACGGAGACUGCCGCUGGGGCCAUGGGGGACCGCGGGGGGUACAGGAACCCCACGGAGGUGCAGAUGAGCCAGCUGGUACUGCCUUGCCACACCAACCAGCGUGGCGAGCUGAGUGUCGGGCAGCUGCUCAAAUGGAUCGACACCACCGCCUGCCUGUCCGCCGAGAGGCACGCUGGCUGCCCGUGCGUCACCGCUUCCAUGGACGAUAUCUAUUUUGAGCACACCAUUAGUGUCGGACAAGUGGUGAAUAUCAAGGCCAAGGUGAACCGGGCCUUCAAUUCCAGCAUGGAGGUGGGCAUCCAGGUGGCCUCUGAGGACCUGUGCUCUGAGAAGCAAUGGACUGUGUGCAAGGCCUUGGCCACCUUUGUGGCCCAUCGGGAGCUCUCCAAGGUGAAGCUGAAGCAGACUACGCCAUGCACAGAGGAGGAGAAAACAGAGCACAGUGUGGCUGCCGAGCGCCGGCGCAUGCGGCUGCUGUAUGCGGACACCAUGAAGGACCUUCUGGCCAACUGCGUCAUUCAGGACGAUCUGGAGAGUAGAGACUGCAGCUGCACGGUACCGGCAGAAAAAACCCGUGUGGAAAGCGUGGAGCUGGUCCUGCCCCCCCAUGCCAAUCACCAAGGCAAUACCUUUGGGGGCCAGAUCAUGGCCUGGAUGGAGAACGUGGCCACCAUCGCAGCCAGCCGGCUGUGCCGUGCCCACCCUACGCUGAAGGCCAUUGAGAUGUUCCACUUCCGGGGCCCCUCCCAGGUUGGGGACCGCCUGGUGCUCAAGGCCAUCGUGAACAACGCCUUCAAGCAUAGCAUGGAGGUGGGCGUGUGCGUGGAAGCUUACCGCCAGGAGGCUGAGAGCCAUCGGCGGCACAUCAACAGUGCCUUCAUGACCUUCGUGGUCCUGGACGCGGAUGACCAGCCUCGGACACUGCCCUGGAUUCGUCCCCAGCCGGGGGAUGGCGAGCGGCGCUAUCGAGAGGCUAGCGCCAGGAAGAAGAUCCGGCUGGACAGGAAGUACAUCGUAUCCUGUAAACAGGCAGAAAUGCCCCUCUCUGUCCCCUGGGACCCUAGCAACCAGGUCUACCUGAGCUACAACAACGUCUCCUCCCUGAAGAUGCUGGUGGCCAAGGACAACUGGGUGCUGUCUUCUGAGAUCAACCAGGUCCGCCUGUACACUCUGGAGGAAGACAAGUUCCUGUCCUUUCACAUGGAGAUGUUGGUGCAUGUGGAUGCCACCCAGGCCUUCUUGCUGCUCUCGGACCUGCUUCGGAGGCCCGAGUGGGACAAGCACUACCGGAACGUGGAGCUCGUGCAGCAGGUGGACGAGGACGACGCCAUCUACCAUGUCAUCAGCCCUGUCCUCGGCGGCGAUGCCAAGCCCCAGGACUUUGUGAUCCUGGCCUCUCGGCGGAAGCCUUGUGACAAUGGGGACCCCUACAUCAUCGCACUGAGGUCAGUUACACUGCCUACACACCCUGAGACGCCAGCAUACAGGCGCGGGGAGACCCUCUGCUCCGGUUUCUGCUUCUGGCGAGAGGGGGACCAGCUGACCAAGGUGUCCUACUACAACCAGGCAACCCCAGGCUUUCUCAACUAUGUGACCACCAAUGUGGCUGGUCUCUCCUCGGAGUUCUACACCACCUUCAAGGCCUGUGAGCAGUUCCUGUUGGACAACCGGAGUGAUCUGGCCCCCAGCCUCCAGACCCUCUAGCCCCUGCCCCACAGUG
Enhydra lutris kenyoni (northern sea otter) is the source of this 1920-nucleotide messenger RNA. Its product is annotated as acyl-CoA thioesterase 11. Gene Ontology annotation, molecular function: lipid binding; thiolester hydrolase activity. Bases 222 to 1904 code for a protein of 560 amino acids. The record is from RefSeq and is a predicted model, not a curated record. Gene Ontology annotation, cellular component: extracellular exosome. Lineage: Eukaryota; Metazoa; Chordata; Mammalia; Carnivora; Mustelidae. The transcript is spliced from 16 exons.